GCAGGAUGUUCAUCACCUACCCCCAGACCAAGACCUACUUCCCCCACUUCGACCUGCACCACGGCUCCGACCAGAUCCGCGGACAUGGCAAGAAGGUGGUGACCGCCUUGGGCAAUGCCGUCAAGAGCCUGGACAACCUCAGCCAGGCCCUGUCUGAGCUCAGCAGCCUGCAUGCCUACAACCUGCGCGUCGACCCCGUCAACUUCAAGCUGCUGUCACAGUGCUUCCAGGUGGUGCUGGCCGUGCACCUGGGCAACGACUACACCCCUGAAGUGCACGCUGCGUUCGACAAGUUCCUGUCAGCCGUGGCCGCCGUGCUGGCCGAGAAGUACAGAUGAGCCAUUGCCCACACCUGGGUGCCAUCAAUAAAGACACCUUUGCCGCA
Messenger RNA from Pelecanus crispus (Dalmatian pelican), 385 nucleotides. The record is from RefSeq and is a predicted model, not a curated record. NCBI's taxonomy places the organism in Eukaryota, Metazoa, Chordata, Aves, Pelecaniformes, Pelecanidae.